Heterostelium album PN500 is the source of this 1620-nucleotide messenger RNA. It is a transcript of the gene qpct, whose product is annotated as peptidase M28E domain containing-protein. Bases 1 to 1620 code for a protein of 539 amino acids. Gene Ontology annotation, molecular function: glutaminyl-peptide cyclotransferase activity; zinc ion binding. The transcript is spliced from 6 exons. NCBI's taxonomy places the organism in Eukaryota, Evosea, Eumycetozoa, Acytosteliales, Acytosteliaceae. The record is from RefSeq and is a predicted model, not a curated record.
AUGAAUAUUAAAAUUUGUAUUUCUUUUUUAAUAUUAUUGAUUGUAUCAGCGAUCGUUAGUAGUGCAAAGAGCGACAACGGAUCAAACAAUGUUAUUAAAUCACCUAACUUUUCACUUGUGAAGUAUUCGCUGAUGAAGAAAUAUACAGAGGCUACCAAUCACGCGAGACUCGAUAAGCAUCUAAAGAAUCUGGCGGUAGAGAGACACUCUGGUUCAGAAGAGAUCAAAAAAGUUGCAAAAUACAUCGUAUCGCAAUUCGACACCGAACAACAUUGGGAUGUUGAAUUCGAUACCUUCACAGACAAGACACCAUUCGGACAGAAAGAGUUCAAUAACAUCAUCGUUACCUCAAAGUACCCAUUGGAUGACCCAUUGGCUCCAACUCUGAUAUUGGCAGCUCACUAUGAUUCAAAAUAUUUCAAAGAAUUUAAAUUCUUGGCAACUGUCGACUCUGCUGUUAGCAUUGCAAUGAUUAUUGAAAUUGCAAAAUCAAUGGAACAUGUAUUGAUGAAUGGUUCACCAAAGAGAUUGAAAUUGAUUUUCUUUGAUGGUGAAGAAGCAUUUAUCGAUUGGACUGAAACCGAUUCACUCUAUGGAUCAAGACAUCUGGCAAAGAAAUUCGCAAAUCAAACAUUGGUUAAUGAAAAUACAGGUGAAUCGAAACCAUUUUAUGACACUAUUGAGUUAUUUAUGUUGUUGGAUCUCAUUGGUGGACCCGAUCCAACAUUUAGCUCAGCGCACCCACCUACUGCACCACUCUUUAAGAAGAUGAUGGAUAUCGAAUCAAAACUAUCAUCAAAAAGAAUGAUAAGUUAUAGACCAAAUAAAUAUUUUACAGGUCAAUUUUUACCAGGUGAAAUUCAAGAUGAUCGUAUCAGUGAAAGAAAGAUGUUAAGAAAUAGCAAUAAUAUUAAAGAUGAUUUUCAACAGCCAUUCACACCAUUUCAAAUAGAGUUCUUGGCAGAAGAUGAAUCGAUCACCAUCGUACCAAACUUUAGAAUGGAGGAGCUGCACUUCCUAUCGGGAACAUACGGUCCGUUCGUUCCUGCACUUCCAGUUAACGUUCCUCUUUGGUUAGCAAUCACUCUAAAGAAGAAAAAGAAAUGUAAAAUACAAUUCCCACAAUGGUUAUCAUUAGAGAGAUUAACAGAUAAAUAUGAAGCAGAGAAUAAUGUUGAAACAAGCUUUGAAUCGAUGCCACCUUAUUAUAUAGAGAUUGCAACUUUGUUGUUGUCGGUUGCAUCCGAUGACACACCGAAUGCCAAUGGUAUCAGAGGUUUAAUUGAAGACAUCAUUAAUAGAAGACAGAACAAACUGUCGGAUACUAUCAUCGAAGCAUUGAAACCAGUGCAAAGUGUCGAUCCUUUACGUAUCAACAAUAUAACGAUGAUGGAAAUCAAUAGGAUACGACCUACCAUAUGUUCAGGUCUGAAUCAUCUACAAAAGAUCUCUCAAAUCGAACAAUCUGUAUCAUCAACAUCACAGUCAUCACAACAACAACCAUCAUCAUCUUCACAAUCAUCACAAUUAUACAAUACUACAUCGACAACAACAACAACCACAACAACAACAUCAACUAAUAAUUUAAGAAAUAGUAAUAAUAAUACAUCAUAUAGUUAA